UUCGAUCUGAAAGGGAUGAAUCGAUGGACGUCGCUAUCAACGAAGCACUGUUGGGAGAUCAAGCGAUGGAGGAAGAAGGAGAAACAGAAGCGGAAGAAGCUGUUCUUGCAGACAGGAAGCACCUUUCUUCAACAGCUCGUCGCCGACUGUGACGGUAAAUCGAAUCCUAUCCGCAUGUUUUCUUCCGCCCAAAUCCUCGAAGCCACCGACCAGUUCGAUCCCAGUUGUCGUGUCUCUCGUCAUGGGUACUUUACAUGGUACAGAGGUACGAUCGAUGAUAGAGUUUAUGCCUUGAAGAGAUUCUAUGAAGACGUCAGACACAUAGAGAUGCAGGUUUACACCGAUAUUGCCAUAUCUACUCGAGUGAGCAAUCACCCGAAUUUUCUCAAACUCUUGGGAUGUUGUCUCGAGUUUCCGCUUCCAGUUCUUGUAUAUGAAUAUGCUGAUAAUGGAGUUCUGGACGAGAAAGGAGGCGUAGAUGGUGGGCAGUUGCUGCCAUGGAAGGCGAGAGUCAAGGUCGCAAAGGAGAUAGCUAAUGCCGUGACUUAUCUUCACAUGGCGUUUCCAAGAAUCAUCGUACACAGAGACAUAAACCCGAUGAAUGUGUUCUUGGACAAGAACUGGACAGCCAAGCUGACCGGUUUCUCGUGUUCAGUAUCGCUUCCCGAGGGCAAAUCAGAGAUCGAAGACGAUGAUGUCUGGGGAAUGCUUGGAUACUUGGAUCCGUUGCAAAUCUCUACGGGCAUCGUGACAGAGUACACCGAUGUGUACGGCUUUGGAACAUUCUUGAAAGUUCUUCUGACAGGAAGACCGGCUAUUCUCCGUGGAUCUCGUCAACAUAUCCAUGAUUAUGUCAGAGAUUUACCAGAGGAUGGAGAGUUGGCUGAGAUAAUCGAUCAAGAAACGGCACAGAACAUGACGGCCGCUCAAAGAUCAGAGAUGGCAGCAUUUCGGAAACUGGCGUUGAGUUGCUGCGAGAAAAGGAGCAAAGACAGACCAAAGAUGAUCGAAGUGGCCAAGGAGCUUAAACAGAUUGAGAAAACAACAAUUGAUUCUACUUCAUCUAGUCUGUCCGAGCUAACCCAUCUCUGAGAUUCAGAAAGGAAACAGAUUGUUAGUCGUUUCUCAAAGAAGAACGAUCUCUCGAGUUUCAAGAAGCAUAAUGAUUAUAGAUAGGGCGGAUUUCUGCUGGAUCUUGUUGUUGAAGAUGAAACCAGACAUAAACCCAGAAAGAUCACUUGAGUUUUGUGUUCA
This is a messenger RNA of Tarenaya hassleriana, 1254 nucleotides long. RefSeq names its product non-functional pseudokinase ZED1. NCBI's taxonomy places the organism in Eukaryota, Viridiplantae, Streptophyta, Magnoliopsida, Brassicales, Cleomaceae. Gene Ontology annotation, cellular component: plasma membrane. The coding region runs from base 16 to 1092 and encodes 358 amino acids. Gene Ontology annotation, biological process: cell surface receptor signaling pathway; protein phosphorylation. The record is from RefSeq and is a predicted model, not a curated record. The transcript has 2 exons. Gene Ontology annotation, molecular function: ATP binding; protein serine/threonine kinase activity.